UAACUCAAAAACAAGCUUUUGGUGUAACUUUCACAAAACCAAACAGAAGAAACAGAACCAAAAAAAAAAAACCAUGAAGACCUCAGCUUUCUUCAUUGUUGUAUUGCUCAUUCUAUCAUGUUCAUCAUCAAUGAUAAUGGGAGCUCACUAUCAUGAGAACCGUUGCCAUGACUGGAAAGAUUGUGCUAUAUGGUGCAAACAAUGGGUUCCUCAACCAAAAUGUAUUAACCAUGUUUGCGAUUGUAAGCCAAAAUCUCUUCCGACUAACGACGAGAUUCCUCAAUCGACUUCUUCCAAUUCAAAUAACUAAAAUAUGAUUAUGAUUCUAUGUAUCCAUGAGAUAUUUACUAUCUAGUUAAACUUCAAUAUGAAACGGUAUUAUAACUGUUCAUCAAUAAAGUUAUAGCUUUGAU
Messenger RNA from Arabidopsis arenosa, 413 nucleotides. NCBI's taxonomy places the organism in Eukaryota, Viridiplantae, Streptophyta, Magnoliopsida, Brassicales, Brassicaceae. The record is from the annotation of a GenBank genome assembly.